AUGAUUGCCUUGUGGUGGGUUGAUUUUGAGGUUUGGAUGGAUGGAGAUGGGGAUGGAGAUGGAGAUGAAAUUGGAGAUGAAAUUGGAGAUGAAAUUGGAGAUGAAAUUGGAGAUGAAAUUGGAGAUGAAAUUGGAGAUGAAAUUGGAGAUGAAAUUGGAGAAGAUGAUUAUCAUUAUGAUUUGAUGAUGGAAUGUUUGAGAAUUGAGAAUUUCAGAGUCAGGAUGUGGAUACCGAGUAUGAGAGUGGAGACCCAAUUCGAGUUGAAUCGUUUGAUGAUUGAUGAUUUGAUCUUGGAUCCCGAUGCGCUCUGCUUCUUUUCUUGGGGAAUUAUGGAGAGAAGAGAGAGAGAGAGAGAGAGAGAGAGAGUUUCGAUUGAUGAAUGUGAAUGGGAAGAUGAUGGUGACGAUGAAGAUAAUGGCGAUGAUGGUGAUGAUGGUGAUGAUGUUGAUGUUGAUGUUGAUAUCUUUUGA
Botrytis byssoidea is the source of this 471-nucleotide messenger RNA. RefSeq lists its product as uncharacterized. The transcript is spliced from 2 exons. NCBI's taxonomy places the organism in Eukaryota, Fungi, Ascomycota, Leotiomycetes, Helotiales, Sclerotiniaceae. Bases 1 to 471 code for a protein of 156 amino acids. The record is from RefSeq and is a predicted model, not a curated record.